AGCUCAGGGUAGUUUACAACUCAAGGUCUGCUGGACCUGGAAUUUAGAUUCCUCACAAUGCUGUUUGCUUCAGUAUUUAUGGUGCUAUGGGUUUUAACAUCAAGGACAAGUGGUCAAUCGGUAACCCAGACGCCAAGCCGCCUAGCCAUCAAGGAAGGAGUUGCCGUCUUCAUCAACUGCACCUAUCAAUAUUCCGGAGUGGCGUAUCUGUAUUGGUACGUCCAGCAUUCUCACAGUGAGGGGCCCCAGCUUUUGCUGACAGAAUACACCGGGAAAGAAACGGGAGAUGCGUUCUUUGCUGAACACCUCAAAGCGGACAAGACCUUCCAUUUGCGGAAAGAAGCCGGCGGCUUGAGCGACUCGGCCGCCUACUUCUGUGCCGUUAGAGACACAGGUUUUCUUUCUCCAAGGAGCAGCAGUGGGCGAGGGAGGUUGGAUCUCGUACAAAGUGAUGCUGUGUUUCAAUCACAUCCUGAAAUAUCCAUCGCAGAGGGUCAAGAUGCAAUUUUGCUGUGUAAUUUCAGCACCGCGGAUAGCAACCCUUACCUGUUUUGGUAUCGCCAAUUCCCCAAUAAAUCUCCGCAGCACCUACUGACAAAAACACGUUAUUCUGCUGCGGAUCAAAACUUUGCCCCAACCAAAUAUUCAGGAACGUUGAACCCAGAAACCAAGACAGUUGAUUUGAAGAUUAAGGACGUUUCUCUCCAGGAUGCCGCUGUAUAUGUCUGUGCUCUGAGAGGCAACAACCAACUUCAUUUUGGAGCUGGGACGAGCUUAACAGUCAGUCCAAUGGAAGAGUGA
Messenger RNA from Sphaerodactylus townsendi, 801 nucleotides. RefSeq lists its product as uncharacterized. NCBI's taxonomy places the organism in Eukaryota, Metazoa, Chordata, Lepidosauria, Squamata, Sphaerodactylidae. The coding region runs from base 58 to 801 and encodes 247 amino acids. The transcript has 6 exons. The record is from RefSeq and is a predicted model, not a curated record.